Schizosaccharomyces octosporus yFS286 is the source of this 2289-nucleotide messenger RNA. Its product is annotated as RNA polymerase I upstream activation factor complex subunit Rrn5. NCBI's taxonomy places the organism in Eukaryota, Fungi, Ascomycota, Schizosaccharomycetes, Schizosaccharomycetales, Schizosaccharomycetaceae. Bases 236 to 1957 code for a protein of 573 amino acids. The record is from RefSeq and is a predicted model, not a curated record. The transcript has a single exon. Gene Ontology annotation, biological process: nucleolar large rRNA transcription by RNA polymerase I; transcription initiation at RNA polymerase I promoter. Gene Ontology annotation, cellular component: RNA polymerase I upstream activating factor complex. Gene Ontology annotation, molecular function: RNA polymerase I general transcription initiation factor activity; rDNA binding.
UUUACUUUCAAAUGAUUUUAUAUUUUAUAUUAUUUUUCUAUUUAGUUUUUGUUUCAAUAUAAUCCUGUGAGUUCUUUUCUUCGCAUUUACCAUAUUAUACCCUCUCUCAUAAAAGUUUUACCCUUCCUUCUUGGAACAUCAAACUUGGCAACCACACAACCUUCUAAACUCAAGGAUUUAGCGUUGCUGGUUCUAUAAGCACCCAGACUCAUCGAUCAUGACUCUGCAAUAGAGCAUGUCUUCACCUUUAAAAAAACUGAACCACGCAGUAUCGCAUCGUCGUGAUUCUAUAAAAACUCGCGGGCGAGAUAAAGGCAGGUCCCUUUACGUGAAACAGUAUGAGCGGUACCUGGACGUUUUGCAAAAAUAUUUGAAUGAAAUAAAUAGAAAAGAUGUAUCAAAUUCAGAGGAAGCCGUAUGGGGAAGUUUAGAGGGAUCUUUCGUAGGUAAUACUUUUUGGACUUCGGAUGAAAAACGUUCUUUUUUUCAUGGACUGGCGAGAUAUGGAAAGAAAAACAUAGAUAAAGUGUCUUAUGUGAUUGGUAGCAAAAGCCCUUCGCAUGUUCAGCAUUAUAUUGACAUUUUGGAUACCGAAUUACGCUGGCUGAGAAAUCAUAUUGAUUCUUCUGUUCGUAGUCGAUAUUUAAUCAAGUAUCAGGAAAUUCCAGCUGCUUCGGAAAUGAGUCAUGAAUGGGUUGAGUGGGAGGAGUCUUGUUCUCAACGACUUAUUGACGCUUCAGAUAAAAUAGCCUCUGAGGAUAGGAGAAAGGAAUCCAUGCAUGUACAAGCAAACCGGGAAAGCCAUAACGAUGAUUUACUGAAGCCGCAAGAUUUAUUUAAUGUUCCUUUGAUGGAAAAGCUAUGCUUUCAGUUUUACUAUAAUGAAAGGUCUGGACUGGAAAGUAAAGAGAAAACAGCAAGUUUCUAUACUUCCUCGGUUUUAGAGGAUCUUGUGGAUUUAGUAAAACAAAAGACAAAAGAAUUGGUUUUAAACUCGGCUUUUUUGGCUGAGCUCCGAUUUGGCAAACUGGAGUCAAGCGCCGUGUUUCAUCGAAAGGCUACUAUACGUUACCGGGAUGUAGAAUUAUCGACAAGGUUGUCACGAUUUGAUCGUUUUAAUAUUCCUGGAUUUUGGAAAUACCUUCCUUUUCGUCAAAAGCUUAGGGUUUUAAAGCAGAAUAAAAGACUGAAGCCAAAAACAUUUAUUGAAAUAUUGAGCAAAGAUGAAGACUUCAUUCGUCAUAAACAAGGAAGAGCAAGACUCAGAAAAAAGCAUGAUUUAGAUUCGGAGGAAGUGCUAUCGUUUAACUCUAAAGACUCACCCCUAAUAGAUUUGGAGUCGGUGGUGCCCCCUACUCCUCCUGAGGCUAGUUCUGACUCUGGGGACGAUGCGUCUGCAAUUACGGAGAGUCAUUCGAGCAUGCCUGAGAGCGAUGAUAGUCCAGUUGAGGGUGAAGAAGAACAAGACGACAUCAAUUCGUAUGAUAUGGCACAGUCAAGGGCAUACGAAAAGUCCUUAAUUGAUUAUGUUGUGUGUAAAGAAAUUGAAUCUCUAAGUGAAGAAUCCGAUAAAGUUGCUUUGCUUGAAUUAAUAGCUCAAAAAAAACUCGUGGAUAUGUCAAGCUUAAACGAUGAUACCUUUCGUGAUGCAUCGACCGAUUAUCUGCGCAGUUUACAUACUGUCGAUGGGGAAUCUGAUUCUGACGUUGAUGUACAGCCAAUCUGCUACUAUUAUAAAGACCCCAUGCUGAUAGACUCCAACCCUGAGGAUAAUCCUUCUGAACGUUUGCAGAAACAGUAUGUUGGUUUAAUCUCUUAUGACAUGGAUUUUCAUCAGGAACGGAUGGAUCCUUAUGAAUUGUUAGCUCAACCGGUGUCUUCCUGGGAAUAUUCUUUCCAUAAUUCAACUGAGUAUGAUGCUUCUAACGAAGAGGAUAUUGCUAGUAUCGAACCAUAGAUAUAACUUUUCACAGUGCUGUGCUUCAUGUUAUCUGAUUAUUUCUUUUUAUUUUAUUAUUUUAUUAUUCCUACUUGUUAAUCAUGUAUAUUGAAUUCCUCCGUGCUCUAUUUUUUGGUCCGUUUUAUAUGAGUUCUGAAUAUGGUUAAUUUCUCUUCUAGUGUGCUUUCUUGUCUACAUUAACAACUUUGCUGUUUGAGCGCUGCCAAGGCAACUCUCCUCCAACUCAUACUUUAGGAUAAAUUGUUUCAUAUUAUCUGAAUUUUGUUAGCUACUUUAUUUAAUUUUUCACGCUUUACUACAUUUAGCCAGCCAUUUUCGUAAAGAAUUAA